AUGACCCGGCACUUGAGCUUUGAGAACGCCGAGAUCUUCAACAUGUUAGAGGGCAAAAUGGGCGCGCGCCUUCAUCAGCUGGACACGAUCAUUCGAGACGCGCUCCAGCCGAUCAAGGAAGGCGAGCAGAUACAAAUCUGCCGCGAAGAGGGCAAGGAGGCGGCUGCCGCUGUGGAGUUUAAACACGCGCGUCUUCUGCCUUUCGGUCAAGACACUACUGCUAGUACGAUCUGGGAGAUCAUCGAGCUUGGUGGCUUGGUUACCAACCAGCACUUCCAGGUGACGAAGCAGUCUCCCGACGUGGUGGGAAUGGCGUCUCGCUUUACAGUUCCGCUGGACAGAGCCAGCAGCAGCACAGUGAGCGUCGAUGUACACGCCGUUGCCAAACGUUUCCGCGCUCCGAGUGGUAUGGUCGUGUUGGUGGAGUCUCACUCCGAGUGGUCAAUGAACCAUCCGACAGCUCCUACUUGGAAACAAACGACGGAGGAGGCAGGAUACGCUCCCACGACGUUUACAGGUUGUGUCGGCGACAUUGUCAUCCCGUCAUUUCGCGAGAUUUUGAGCUCGCACCACCAGUCCGUAGAGAAUUUCCUGCUAGACUCGUCUCGAUCCAUUAGAAGUUAG
Messenger RNA from Phytophthora sojae, 624 nucleotides. RefSeq lists its product as hypothetical. The transcript has 2 exons. Lineage: Eukaryota; Oomycota; Peronosporomycetes; Peronosporales; Peronosporaceae. The coding region runs from base 1 to 624 and encodes 207 amino acids. The record is from RefSeq and is a predicted model, not a curated record.